Calidris pugnax (ruff) is the source of this 7454-nucleotide messenger RNA. RefSeq names its product spastic paraplegia 11 (autosomal recessive) (gene SPG11). Gene Ontology annotation, cellular component: synapse; axon; cytoplasm. Gene Ontology annotation, biological process: synaptic vesicle transport; chemical synaptic transmission; axo-dendritic transport. Lineage: Eukaryota; Metazoa; Chordata; Aves; Charadriiformes; Scolopacidae. The transcript is spliced from 40 exons. The coding region runs from base 1 to 7284 and encodes 2427 amino acids. The record is from RefSeq and is a predicted model, not a curated record.
AUGGAGGGGGCGAAGCGGGAGCUGCGCGUACUGCUGGCGCCCCUCUCGGGGCCGGCGCAGGGCUCCCUGCGGGGCGCGGCCCGGGUCCGGCUGAGCAGGGGCCAGGACGCUCUGGGCAGCCUCCUGGUCCCUGGUGGGAUCUACCUGGAGUCCCUGGUGCCGAGCGGAGGCGGCCGGGCCCGGGGCAGCGUCCUCCCGGGAGACUGGGCUGACUUCAUGUGGGAGAAUUCAGAAGACGAUCUACAAGCAGACAAGACAAAAAUACUGGCUCUUAGUAAAAGUCAUGAACUGUUUGUCUAUGAAUUCACUGUAGAAGAUGGAAAAUACAACCCCAGUUCCCUGCACAGUUGUAAGGAAGAUACACUUAAAAAGCACCUUCAAGUUAAAAACAUUAGUCUGUCUUCGGUUUUCUCUUUGAGGAUACUGUCAUUUGAAAACAGCAGAUGUGUACUUCUGCUCAAUAAGUUCAUUGUCGUGCGUCUUACCUUUCCUGGGAGAGACUCUCCCCUGGAGACGUGUGACUGCUUCACCCUCGGUUUGCCUCCACAAGCUCUGGAGAGGAUAACGGAUGCCCACUUCUGCAGGGGCAUCCUCUUCCUCUUGGAUAGCUCUGGCUGGAUUUAUGUGUUUGACUCUUUUGAUGGUGCGAAUCUAGCAAAGGUGAGCGUGGGGCUGUGCCAGGGGGACGCGCAGGACGGCAGGAGCCCAGCCAUCACAUCGCCCCUCGUCGCGCUGACGGUGUCCCGGGACCUCAGCGUCGCUGUGGUCCUCAGUUCUGCCAACUCCGCCUGCUCUGUGGAUCUCAACGUGUACUUCAGACAGUUCCCGGGGCAUUUGCUGUGUAAGAGGGAUUCUGAAAACCUUCCAGUGAAGCCUCCCGAAGGACUCGAUGAGGACGACCUUGCUUGCUCUGCCUACAGCAUGGAGCUUCUGCCUUCGCCUUUCCGCACAGACAGGUCCUGGAAGGCACACUUGGCCUCGCUGGCUGAUGCCGUGAGGAGAAGACAACCAGGUUCUCCAGAUUUGGUGAAUGACUUGAAUUUACCUUGGUAUCAGUUUUUUACCCAUCUUGAAGAUCACGACCCUGAAAUCUAUGAAAAUUCUGAGAAGAUGGUGGCUUUUGUUCCACGGGCUGUAACAUGGGCCCCUUCCAAACCAGCACAGCGUGAUGGCACAAACCUCAGAGACACAAGACAGCGAUGGAGACAAAUCCCCGUCGAGGCACCACAGGAGGUGGUGAAACUGGAGUGCAAACUGGUCACUGGAGUCAAAGCCCUGUUUGUGGUACUAACGAAGGAGAAAGGAUUGACUCUUGCUCUCUGGGAUUUCGAGUCACGAGACGUGACGUAUUACCCCUUUGGCCAAAGCAGUGUGUAUGUGGAUUGCAGUGAAGGGGCGCCGCUCUCCCUGCUCCUGACAGAGCAUGGUCUCUCCUUAGUCCUGUUUGGCUUAACUCAGGAAGAGUUUUUGAAUCGGUUGAUGAUCUAUGGCAGCGCUGGAGUCGUGGACUCUGUUUGUCAUCUCAACGGAUGGGAGCGAUGUUCGAUUCCGAUACACGCGCUGGAGGCAGGUUUGGAAAAUCGGCAACUAGACACAGUAGACUUGUUUUUAAAAAGCAAAGAAGGUCUUUUCAGCCUGUCUGCCCCCUGCUCUGGAGCUGAGCAACCCACUGAGGGCACAUCCCAGUCUUAUCUGAAAAAUUUGGAAGAGCUGAGGCCAGCUCUAAACUUGCUGUGCUCAGCAAUCAGAGAAAGCGAUCUGGAGCCUCAGAGUAAACACUUUUCGGAGCAGCUGCUAAACCUCACCUUGACUUUCCUCAGCAGGCAACUUGAAGACAUUUAUGUGCACACAGAGGAACCCGAUGAAUUCCUGCAGAAGGGUGCAGAUAUUUUAACUGAUUACAUUAUUAAACUUAGAAGAUUUCUAAGAAGAUAUCCUCAGCCACAACCAAGCACAGUGCACGCGGGGGGUGAUGCUGAUGAAGAGCUGCCUGCCCUGGAAGAAAGCCAUAUGUGGGAAAAACUGACACCAGAGGAAGUCAUUGCUGAGGCCAUAUUAAGCAACAAAAUGCCAGAAGCACAGAUCUUCUUCCGAAUGCAUCAGCAUCCUGCUCACAGCCUCCCAGAGUUUAUUCAGAUGGGUCUGAAUCUGGUCUAUGACCGUCUCCUGAAGGAUAACACCCGAGAGGCCUCCGAACUUUUAAGAAACAUGGGCUUUGAUGUGAAGGAGGAAUUGCGUAAGAUAUGUUUCUACACACUUGAUAAACGUGUACGAGAUCUGUUGGUGAAAGUUUUACGAGAAGAAAAUUAUUUUUCUGAAAAAGAGAAGAAAAUGAUAGACUUUGUGCAUCAGGUUGAAAGCUCUUACUCGGAAUCCUUCCACGAAAAUAAAGAGAUUCAAUCUCUUUCCAGUUUCCAGAACUGGAGAAAGGAGCAGGACUUUUCCAGGCACGGGGCUGUUCUGGACUCGUUGCUGAGUUGGGAUAGACGUGGGGCUCACAACAGGAGAGUCAGAGUCAUGCUCAACUGGGCUCAGUGCUGGGAUGAGCUGAUGCGGGAAAUGAUCCUUCUCCCCAAAAAACCACGCCAAGACCUCAAGACGUGUAACCCUGAGGUGCUUUGGAUGCACUUGACAGCCCAGCACGACUGGCCUAAUAUCUGUUCCUGGCUUGAGGAAUGGCAGCCCCACCAGCCGUGGCGUGGGCAGGCUCCCUGGCCCCCUCUGACUCCAGGCGUUGUCGACCGGAGCACGUUGUGCAGCAGCUCCAUGAGAAAUGAUGUAUUGAAUGAGCUGGCGAGAAAGGGAAUUUUUGUCUCUUCUGAAUUGGAAGAUUUUGAACUUCUGCUCCAACGACUGUCUUACCUUGGGGGAGUCCUGCAAACUCCUCACCCCGUACCGAACUACAGCGCCGUGAGUGGGUUGGACUUCCACGCUCGCUUUGUCCUUCACUGCUUAGAGCAUAAUUUGCAGUAUCUCUUGUACACUUACUUAGACUAUUACAGUUUAACUCCUUCAAAUUGCCCUAUUUUGGAUAAGAAGGAGCUGCACGAAGCACAUCCCUGGUUUGAAUUCCUCGUGCGGUGUCGAGGGGCUGCCAGCGACCCCCGAGAUCCACAGAUGAUUUUUCAGGCCAGCCUGGCAAAUGCUCAGAUGCUGAUUCCCAGCAACCAAGCCAGUGUGAGCAGCAUGCUGCUGGAGGGACGCACGCUCCUGGCUCUGGCCACCACCAUGUACGCGCCCGGGGGCAUUGACCAGGUUCUUCAGAAUGAAGAUACGGAAAAGCCUCUGAAGAAAGUUGAUCCACAGCUCUUAAAAAUGGCAUUGACUCCUUACCCCAAACUCAAAGCCGCUCUCUUUCCCUCCUGUACUUCCCAUGGAAUUCUGCCUCCGGACAUCUCUCUCUACCACCUUGUUCAGUCACUAGUGCCCUUUGAUCCCGCUAAAUUAUUUGGCUGGCAGUCAACAAACACUCUUGCUGUAUCAGAUGCAUCAAGUGAUUUUCCUCAUUUCUCAUCCCCUGAACUGGUGAACAAAUAUGCUAUAAUGGAACGACUGGAUUUCUUGUACUAUUUGCACCAUGGACGUCCGUCGUUUGCUUUUGGUACAUUUUUGGUCCAGCAGUUAGUGAAGAGCAAAUCCCCCAGACAGUUGAUCCAGCAGGCAGGACAGGAAGCCUGUGUUUUGGCCUUUUCCUCCUUCAGCGUCCCCUCGGUGGGAGCAGCCUGUGUGUGCUUCCUGGAGCUGCUCGGUCUCGACAGCCUCAAACUCAGGGUCGAUAUCAAAGUUGCAAACAUCAUUUUCAGUUACAAAACUAGAAGUGAAGAGUCUCAGCACAAUCAGAUCAAAGAAGCUUUGGUUGAAAAGUUAACAAAGUUGGCUGAUGGUGAAAAAGCAGCAGCAGCAGAACUUCUUAUCUCCUUAGAAGAAGCCUUUUGGGACGCAGUUGAGCAUCAAGGAAUAAAGAAGACAUCUAGUGACUCGAGAAGGCAGUGGUCUCUGGUGAUGCAGUUCUGUCAGCUGCAUAAUAUCGGGCUGAGUACGUCUUACCUCCAGGAAUGUGCCAGAUCCAACGACUGGCUGCAGUUCAUCAUCCAGACCCAGCUGUACAGCUACCAGCCAGCCCAGGUCAUUCCUAUCCUUCAAGAUUUCACUCCUGUUUUACGAGAUCACUUGAUGUUGGCAUUGGAGAAGUUGCCAGUUUUGUGCCCUGGGACAGGGAGCACUGGGUCAAGAGCUGCCGCUGUGGCCAAGGGCAGAAACACAGAUGGGCUCUUCCAGAUCCUUCUGCAGUGUCAGGGGAACCCCAACCCUUCACGUUACCUUCUGUCUGAAGGACUGAGAGAGCACGCUCCCAUCCUGAGUGUUUUAGCAGCGUGUUUCCAAGAUGCAAACGUUGUUCAUUGUCUCUGUGUUUGGAUCAUUACCACUGCGGAUGGUGCUACCCGAGCUGAGGCCACAAACCACAUCCAAAGCACAGCAGAAAAUCACAGCUGGGAUCUCCCCGACCUGUCAGUUCUCUGGAAAGUCUUUUUGAGAAAGCAAAAGAGUAAAACGCUUCUAAAUGGCUUCCAGCUCUUUUUAAAGGAUUCCCCUUUACUGUAUAUCCUGGAGAUGUAUGAGCUAUGUAUGGACUGGAAGAAAUACAAUGAAGCUAAAACCAAACUAGACAAGUUUCAGGAAAGUCUCACAAAGCUUAAAAGCGAAGGUGGCGCAGCGGGUUCAGAACUACCUGUGCAGUGGCUGGAGUCACAGGCCUUGUUUCUUCUGGAGCUGAUGCUGCAGCAGUGCAGAACCGAGUAUGAGCUGGGAAAGCUCCUACAGCUCUUUGCUGCAGCAGAGAACCUUCUACUGGAUGGCUCUUACGUGAAGAAGCUCUGUGCGCUCAGUGAGACCCUGAGGGACUCCUCCAUAUCAAUUAAUCGCUCCAUCCUAACGAGUUGCAGCGUGGAGAUGUUUCGCAGUGAGUGCAGCUCAAUCCUGGAGCAGCUCCAGGAGAGAGGGAUGUUCUCGCUGGCUCGGGAGGUGGCAGCCCUUGCUGAACUGCCCGUGGACACCGUGGUUAUCCAAGAGGUUCUAAGAGAUCUGCAUCAUUUAAGAGACAUCGGACAGUGGCAUCACAACCAGACAAGGGCUGAAUUCUGGAAAAAAUGUAAUGACAACUUCAUGAAAAAUUCAAUCUCCAGCGAAGCUGCAUCUGGGUUUUUUUUCAAUCAGGCAAACACGGUAUUUGAAUCUUUAGCUCAGGAGAAGAUCACCAGCAUCGUGGAGAGGCAGUUGUUGCUCACCCUGGCUGGCCAUUGGCUGGCCAAGAGCGACUCCUUGUCACUCCACGAAUUAGAGGAAAUAGAGAAGCAGAUCUGGAUCUGCCGCAUCGCGCGACGAACGUUGUCCACAGACGAGGGCUCGGGCAGGUCCAGGUUUUCCUCCCACGCUGCAGCGAACGGGGAUCUCACCUUUGAUACCUUGGCUGAGGAGUUUGCUUUUUCCAAGCUACCUGCUCUGAACACACCGAAGUACUUAAAGCUCGAGGGCCUGGCAUUCAGAGAGCCUCAGCAGACCUUGACUAGUGAGGAGGAGGAGUCGCUCAGGUUUCUGGUUGGUUGCCUUCUGGACGAAGGCAGCGUGCACGAGGCCAGCCGCGUCUGCCAGUAUUUCCAUUUCUCCAGCAGAGACGUGUGGCUGGUGCUGCACUGCAGAGCGCUGGCAUCGGGGGAGGCCCAGCCAGACAAACUGCACACGGACGUUCAGGCUCUUCUCCAGAGAAAAGAGACAACGUGUGAAAGCGGCGCUUCUCAGCCUGGCAGAGUCCCCAGCACCUCAAGCUUAGAAGACUGGACCCAUCUUGCAGCUCCAUCUCCAGAUGAUGAGGUUGUUACCAGCCUGAAGGUCCUCAUAGACGAAUGUGUCCAUGGGAGGAGCUACUGCAGACAGGUUCUCUGUUUGUAUGAGCUUUCCAAGGAACUGAACUGCUCCUACAGCGAAAUGUCAGCCCAGGACCCCGAGAAGGUGCUGGGGGCCAUUCUGUCGUCCCGGCGGCCGGACAGGGCCCGGAAGGCCCAGGCUUUCGUCGCCACGCAGGGGCUGCAGCCCGACACCGUGGCGGAGCUCGUGGCUGAAGAAAUCACACAGGAAUUACUGGCAUCUUCAGAGGGGAAAGGACAGAAGCAGGCUCUGAACCCGGCGGCAGAGAGUCAGGCGCUGCUGCAGCUGGCGAAGCUCUGCCAGGACCACACGCUGGUGGGCAUGAAGCUCCUGGGCAGAAUCUCCUCUGUGCCCCGCGGGGAGCUCUCGUGCAUUACAGAAUUGCUGAUUUUGGCCCAUAAUUGCUUUAGUUUGACUUGCCACAUGGAAGGAAUCACUCGAGUCCUCCAGGCAGCGCGGCUUCUCACUGACGAGCAUCUGGCCCCUAACGAGGAGUACGGGCUGGUGGUCCGUCUCCUGACUGGCAUUGGCAGGUACAACGAGAUGACCUACAUCUUUGAGCUGCUGCACGAGAAACACUACUUCGAGGUGCUCAUGAGGAAGAAGUUAGACCCAAGCGGGACGCUGAAGACGGCGCUGCUGGACUACAUCAAGCGCUGCCGCCCCGGGGACAGCGAGAAGCACAACAUGAUCGCGCUGUGCUUCAGCAUGUGCCGGGAGAUCGGGGAGAACCACGAGGCUGCUGCCUGCACCCAGCUCAAACUCAUCGAGUCCCAGCCCUGGGAGGAGUCUCUUCAGGAUGUUGCAAAUCUAAAGAAACUGCUGAUGAAAGCUCUGACUCUGUUUAUUGAUGCGGCCGAGAGCUAUUCCAAGGACUCCUGUGUGCGGCAGGCGCUGCGCUGCCGGCGGCUGACCAAGCUGAUCACGCUGCAGCUGCACUUCCUGAGCGCGGGCGGGAGCACCAUGGUCAUCAACCUCAGCCGGCAGAGCCUCAUGGACGCCAUCCUGGCCCUGCCCAGGUUCUACCAGGCGGCCAUCGUGGCCGAGGCCUACGAGUUCGUUCCCGACUGGGCGGAGGUUCUGUACCAGCAGGUGAUCACCAAGGGAGACUUCACCUACCUGGAGGAGUUCAAACAGCAGAGGCCACUGAAGCCCAGCAUCUUCGAGGAGAUCGCCAAGAAAGUCAAACAGCACCCACCUACCGACGCUGCUCUGAAAAACCUGAGGAAACUGCUCACCCACUGUGAGGACAUCUACACCUCCUACAGGCUGGCCUACGACCACAAGUUCUACGACGUGGUGACCGCGCUGCUGAAGGACGCGCAGAGCGGCUGCUGCCUCAGUGACAUGUUGGCCACGUAGAGAGGGGCUCCUGCCCUUCCUCAGCCCUUUUUAUCCGUUACCCGCUCACCGGGGUUUGCUGCUGGGGGUGAGUUACUCCAGAGAACUGGUGGCGGGUGUAAAUAUUUAAAAUGCUGAGACUGUGUUAAGCUAAAAUUGUGUUUUGUAUAAUAAAUCUUACUGUUUACAAA